AUGGUCGAACAACGGAUUUUUUCCGACGAGCAUCAAAAAAACCACACACGGGCGCGGCGGGCGGUUGUUAACUCGCGCGGUGUCCUUGUUUGUCCUUCGCGCGGCGGACAAAAACACCGGAGCGGGGCAAAAAAGUCGGCCGAUUGUGACGUCACCCCACGGGGAGGGCAAUUAUUCGGCGCCCGGGCGAACAUGCACCGGCCGCAUAUACCGGCUAAUUAUAGGACCCUCGUAUCGAAACUAUGGACGCUGCUGUGGCACGGC
Messenger RNA from Iphiclides podalirius (scarce swallowtail), 264 nucleotides. The record is from the annotation of a GenBank genome assembly. Lineage: Eukaryota; Metazoa; Arthropoda; Insecta; Lepidoptera; Papilionidae.